This is a messenger RNA of Labrus bergylta (ballan wrasse), 1552 nucleotides long. The record is from RefSeq and is a predicted model, not a curated record. NCBI's taxonomy places the organism in Eukaryota, Metazoa, Chordata, Actinopteri, Labriformes, Labridae.
CUGCACUCAAACAUGGACAGAGGUGGAGGCAACGUGAGGUAUGUCCUGACCGGGGACGGGGCGGGCACCUUGUUCCUGAUUGAUGAGAAGUCCGGAGAUAUUCACGCCACCAAGAGGCUGGACAGAGAGGAGAAGGCAAUGUACACACUCCAUGCAAAGGUGUUGGAUAGGACCACCAAUGCAGAGCUGGAGCCUGACACUGAAUUCAAUAUCAAAAUCCACGAUAUCAACGACAAUGCGCCAAAGUUCGAAAAGGAUAUCUUCUUUGCCAGCGUCCCUGAGAUGUCUGAAGUUGGCACAUCUGUUGCUACUAUAACUGCCACUGACGCUGAUGAUCAAACAUACGGGAACAGCGCCAAGCUUGUAUACAGCAUCCUACAGGGACAGCCCUAUUUCUCUGUAGAUUCUGAAAAUGGCACCAUCAAGACAGCCCUGCCCGGCAUGGACAGAGAAGUGAAGGAAAACUACCAGGUGGUGAUCCAAGCUAAAGACAUGGCCGGUCAGAUGGGCGGGCUUUCAGGAACCACGACGGUCAGCAUUACGCUCUCUGAUGUGAACGACAGCCCACCACGCUUCGCUAAUCAUUCCUUUCGUGUGACUUCCGUGGAGUCCACAGAGAUCGGUGGCGCCAUCGGUCGCAUUAAGGCUGAUGAUCCAGAUGUUGGGCGCAAUGCAGAGAUGGAGUACAGUAUUGUUGGCGGUCAUGACAUAUUCAACAUCAUCACCGACCAAACCACACAGGAAGGAGUCAUCAUAAUCAAAAAGGCACUGGAUUACGAAAGUAAGAAGGACUAUGAGUUCAGAGUGGAGGUGAGAAACACGUACUUAGAUGCAAGGUUCAUCCACGGUUUGCAAUUCAAAGACUAUGCCACAGUCAAAGUAACGGUGGAGGAUGUGGACGAGCCGCCCGUUUUCACCAGGAACCCUUACAUCAUCGAGGUGCACGAGGACACGGCUGCUGGCAGCUUCGUCGGUGCGGUGUCGGCCAGGGACCCUGACGCCGACAACAAGCCAGUCAAAUACUCCAUCGAUCGGCAUACAGAUCUUGAGAGGCUGUUCAACAUUGAUUCUGUGAAUGGCACCAUCACUACACUGAAAUCCCUGGACAGAGAAAUGUCCAAAUGGCACAACAUCUCUGUGGUGGCUACUGAAAUAAAUAACCCACGUCAGACGACUCGAGUGCCUGUGUUCAUUAAGGUGUUGGAUGUCAAUGACAAUGCUCCCGAGUUUGCAAUGUCCUACGAUACAUUUGUUUGUGAGAACGUCAAAGCAGGGCAGCUGAUUCAGACAAUAAGUGCUGUUGACACAGAUGAACCCCUUGUUGGACACAAGUUUGUCUUUAGUAUAAGUGCCACCAACCCGAACUUCACCAUUGUUGACAGGGAAGGUAAGAUAAGCCGAUUUGCAUUUUUAUUGGAAAACCAAAUGAAAGUGCUUCUCUGUGUAUUUUAAAGUUAAACUUUGAAGAUGUUCAUGUGGGAAUGAGCGAAAGAGGGGGUUUCAUAUGAUGGCAAUCUAAAGAGCCAUUACCUCAAAUAUGCUGCAGAAAAUC